CCAAGGUCCUGGAUCCAGGAAGCCAACAUCGCGGGAUCCUCGACACGCAUAUCCCUCCCCCCUCUGUCGGCCAUCAACACACAUCCCCCGCAUCGAGUCCGACCACGAUUUUGCCCACCAUGGCCGAAGACUCUGUCCUCGCCCCCAAGUUCGCGCCGUUCAUCGGAAUGGCCGGCAUUGCGGCUGCCAUGAUCUUCGGAUGCAUCGGCGCCGCAUACGGUACCGCCAAAUCAGGAAUCGGUAUCGCUGGUGUCGGAACUUUUAGACCCGACCUCAUCAUGAAGUGUCUGAUUCCUGUCGUUAUGUCCGGUAUCAUUGCUGUCUACUCUUUGGUUAUUUCGGUCCUCAUCGCCCAAGAUUUGGUGCCUCCCGGUGCUGGAAGCAACUACAGUUUGUUCAACGGCUUUAUGCAUCUUGCCUGCGGUCUGUCCGUUGGCUUCACUGGCCUUGCGGCUGGCUACACAAUCGGCAUCGUUGGCGACAAGGGUGUGCGCUCAUACAUGGAGCAAUCCCGCAUCUUCGUCGGCAUGGUCCUGAUUCUUAUUUUCGGCGAAGUCCUGGGUCUCUACGGCCUCAUUGUCGCUCUUAUCCUGAACACCAAGUCCAAGGGAUAAUAACCUCCCGAUUCCCCGAAUAAUUCAAACGGCGAUAACUAACUACAACUUAACACCACCCUUCAACGAAACAAACUGUACAUUAAGCCAGGAAACCGCCGGACGUCAGGUUGAAGAAACAUCAAAAGAGAAGGUGUAUGGGGUGGGGUGGUUUCUGGUCCAAACCAGCAUAUGGCACGGCGUUACAAUAGGACCCUCGUGUAGAUUUUAUGUAUGACGGGCUAGAAGAAGGUCUCGGGAGCUGUGGAAGGUAUGAUAGGCAUCCGGGCUCAGUAUCUUUGAAAUUUUUCGAACGCAA
Messenger RNA from Colletotrichum phormii, 912 nucleotides. Its product is annotated as vacuolar ATPase proteolipid subunit C. The transcript is spliced from 6 exons. Gene Ontology annotation, cellular component: membrane; proton-transporting V-type ATPase, V0 domain. NCBI's taxonomy places the organism in Eukaryota, Fungi, Ascomycota, Sordariomycetes, Glomerellales, Glomerellaceae. The record is from RefSeq and is a predicted model, not a curated record. Bases 120 to 614 code for a protein of 164 amino acids. Gene Ontology annotation, biological process: proton transmembrane transport. Gene Ontology annotation, molecular function: proton-transporting ATPase activity, rotational mechanism.